Messenger RNA from Papilio xuthus (Asian swallowtail), 2567 nucleotides. Its product is annotated as arginine/serine-rich protein PNISR. The coding region runs from base 190 to 2418 and encodes 742 amino acids. The transcript has 12 exons. The record is from RefSeq and is a predicted model, not a curated record. Lineage: Eukaryota; Metazoa; Arthropoda; Insecta; Lepidoptera; Papilionidae.
AUGCUAUGCAGUGCUGUGUUGUCUAGUCUAUGCUAAAUCAAAUGGUCCAGGCUAUAAUUUUUCCACAUAUUUUUUACUUUAAUUAUAACCACAAAUUCCUUUUAAGUAAUUAAGUGCCAAUGAUAAUAAAUUUAGUAGUUUUAUGGAAAAGUAGAAAAUAGCAUAAUCCGACUGGACAUUUCGACAACAAUGUUUUCUGGCAAAGAUGCGGUGAACCCCGCAUAUCCCACGCAGUGGGCACUUAAUCCUACCGCAUAUCAAAAUAUUGAUUCUAGUCAAGUAGACUGGGCAACUUUAGCACAACAAUGGAUUGCUAUGAAGGAGGCUGUUGUUUCUGUGCCUCAACCGCCACCAAAACCAGACUUAGAAGGCGGAGAGGCCCCAAUGGAGGUUGAAAAUCCGGACACAAACAGCGAAAGUGUACCACCAGCUGGUGCUGCAUGGAAUGCUUCCACAAACUCAUGGGGUAAUUCUUGGGACCAAUGGGGGUGGGGUUGGGAUGGAAAUGACUCUAAAAUUGCUGCAGAUCCCUCAAUAUCAAUUCCACCGCUGAUGGAUGGGUACAAUGUACCACCAGAGAAUGCGGCAAAUAUCCCAGGAUACACAACAGCAGCAGUGACAACUCCAACUUUUCAGCAUGGAUAUUGGACAGCAUCUCAAGGAGAUCAAGCAAAUAAUAGAAGUAACAGUAGGAAUAGAGAGAACAGAUCUAAGAUCAAAAAUGCAGAACCCAAACCAUUACUUCCUCGGAAUAUCAGACCACCAAGAGAAAAAAUUCACCUAAUACCUACUGUAGUAGAUCCUAUGACUAUGCCAAUGCCCGGAACUACUAUGACUAUUGAUGCUGCUAAAAGAAGACAGCUGCCUGCCUGGAUCAGAGAAGGCUUAGAAAAAAUGGAAAGAGAAAAGCAAAGGGCGAUAGAAAGAGAACAGGAGCAGAAAGCAAGAGAAGAAGCAGAGAGGGAGAAGAAGAGAUUAGAAGAAGAAGAACUUGCCAGGAUGAAAGCAGAAGCAAGCGGACAACCAAUGUUACCAGCUAAGAGCAAAUUUGACUCUGACUCAGAGACUGAAGAACUGUCGAAAGAAGAUCGUCAGAAGAAAGAAGUGAAGCCGAGCUUGGAUCGCCUGGUGGAGACGCCGGAUGAUGUGGAGGAGGAGGGAAAAUCUGUGUUAGUAAAAAAGAGUAAGGAGGAAAUUAUGCAGGAAGUUAUGUUCGCGGUACGACGAUCGCUAACAGAAAUCCUGCUGGAGGUAACCGACCAGGAGAUUCAUACGGUGAGCCAGGAAGAAUUGGCCAGAUAUAACGCCGCACAAGCUUCGCGUCUCAACGCCAUGAAAGCGAGCAAGUCCAAGGCGCUCGCCGCCAUCGCCAGUGGUCUCGGGCUUGGUGCGUACGAUAGCAGUAGCGGAGAAAGUGCAGAUGAAGACGACCAGAACAACAUAUCCGAUCAACAGUUGCAGGAGAUGAUAAAGAGGAAAAAGCAAGAGUUCGAGCGGACGGCCCGAGACAUCGAGGCAGAGGUGAGGCGCGCGGAGCUGCGCGAAACCGCCGAGGAGCCCACCACGCCCGUCACCACGCCUGAUAGACCCGCCAGAUCGAGAUCAUCGGCGACACCCCCACCUAUAGAAACGGAUACACCAGAGAAGAGACCGGAACGUCGGAUCUCAAAAGAUAAAAGAAAUAACAAUAAAUCUAUCGACAAAGUUGACAGUGCGAGGAGGUUGAGUACGAUACAGGAGGAGAAAGUCAAAAAGAUAAAUAAAUGGGAGCAAACUCCGAGCCCACGAGCGAAAGCGACGAGUGACGCAGACAGCUCUAGUUCCUCCAGUGAUUCAGAAGACUCAUCCUCUAGUACCAGUAGCACUUCUUCACACAGCGAGGUGGACAUCAAACCCGUAAAAACUAAGAAACGUAAACGGGCAAGCUCUAACGAUAUUGACUCUAAAAAGAAAUCAAGCAAACAAACGUCAAAGAGGUCACAUAGGACAGACGAAAAGAACUCAAAGUCGAAUCACAACGACCACGAUAAGUACAAGUCGCGAUCAAAGACAAAAAAAGAAUCUGACAGACAUAAAUCAUCGAGAAGCGACAAACACAAAGACAAAUACAGAGUCGACUCGGAGGACGAGAGACAUGACAGGACGAGGAAACGUUCCAGACGGUCUACAAGCUACGAGUCAAAGUCGGGUAGGAAGAAGGCGUCCAGGGAUCGAUCACAGGAAAAACGGCGGCGCGACAAGAAGUCGCAUGACAGAGACAGGUCGUACGAUAGAUCGGGUCGCGACUACGACAGGUCUGGUCGGGACCAUGACAGGUCAGGUCGAGACCACGACAGGUCUGGUCGGGACUACGAGAAGCACGAUAGGUAUGAGCGUAGGCGUUCGAGAAGCAGAAGCCGAUCCAGACAUCGCCGGUGAACAACAGGGUAACGGCAUGACAGGUUGGAGAGCAGUCGUAACGUUUGCGUCGCAAAAUGUAAAUAUAUUUUAGUGUUUUGUGUAUAAUAUUAAAAAGAGAUAUGACAUCACGGCGUCGCAUUAUUCCAAUAAAAACUUGCGGUCCCAUA